AGCACAUCACGUGGUUUUAUUUAUUACGGAGCGGUGCUUGCACAUGCUACCUGAGUUAACACCUUUACUCUUUUUAACGUGCGGGCUCUGGAAUUAUUCGUCAGAACAAACGCUGCGUUUUAAUUAAUUCGCGCUUUUCACGCUGCGUCAUCUUACGCUCACGUUAAAUGUGGCGUCUUAGCUGUCGCCACGCAGAGCAGAGCAGAGCGGAGCUAACGGUAGCUAGGCUAACUGUUAGCUCGUGAGCUAACUUCAGUGAAGUUAAAGGCGACUUUCGUGAUUUUAACAGUUGUAAGUAUGAGGUCUUUAAAUUACGUCCAGCGGGUCAGUUUGGAUUUUACGGGAACGUUGUUUCCUCACGCGAUUUGUCUCGGAGACGCGGACAACGACACGUUGAACGAGCUGAUUGUCGGAGACACCAGCGGGAAACUGCUCGUGUACAAGAACGACGACUGUAAACCCUGGAUCACGAGGACGUGUGUGGGCAUGCUCACCUGUGUCGCCGUUGGAGACGUGUGCAACAAAGGAAAGAACUUGGUGGUCGCCGUGGGCGCAGAGGGCUGGUUUCACCUCUUUGACCUGACGACCUCGUCCGCCAGCAAAUCCGAUACCAGCAGUCAACACGAGUCCCUGUCCUCCGAGGACCAGAGGCCGCUCUUCACCCAACACAUUCCCGCCAACACCAAAGUCAUCCUCAUCAGUGACAUCGAUGGAGACGGACGCAGUGAGCUGGUCGUGGGCUACACGGACCGCGUGGUGCGAGCUUUCCGAUGGGAGGAGCCAACUGAGGGGUCAGACCUGGGGUCAGGUCAGCUGGUUCUGCUGAAGAAAUGGCUUCUGGAGGGACAGGUGGACAGUCUGUCGGUGAACCCAGGUCCAGAAGGUUUACCGGAGCUGAUGGUGUCUCAGCCUGGCUGCGGCUACGCAAUCCUGCUCUGCUCUUGGACACAACAGGACUCGUCAGGCUCCGGAGACGACGACCCGGCCACACCCGGCAGCGACGGGCCGUCCAGAGACGUAGUUCUCCACCUGACCACUGGGCGGAUACACAACAAGAACGUUUCCACUCAUCUCAUCGGCAGCGUCAGUAAAGGUUCGAAAGAGGAAUCUUCAAAAUGUGGCCUCUUCGCUCUCUGUACUUUAGACGGUACUUUAAAGUUGAUGAACAGCUCGGAGCAGCUGCUGUGGUCAGUGCAGGUGGAUCAUCAGCUCUUUGCGCUGCAGAAGCUCGACGUCACUGGCGACGGCAGGGAGGAGGUGGUUGCGUGCGCGUGGGAUGGUCAGACGUACAUCAUCGACCACAACCGCUCCGUGGUUCGCUUCCAGUUCGACGAGAACGUCAACGCGUUCUGUGCAGGUCAGUACACGUGUAAGGAGGGUAAAAACAGCCCGUGCCUCGUCUACGUCAGCUUCAACAACAAGAUCCACAUCUACUGGAAGGUGAACCUGGAGCGCAUGGAGUCCACCAACCUGCUGCGAGUGCUGGAGGAGAAACCCGGGUUCAGAGACCACAUGAAGGCGCUGGGAGUCGAUGCCGAGGACCCGGCAGCAGUGAGGUCACUGGUGGCCAAUGUUCUCUAUGAGGAUUCACAGACGUAGCACAGGACAACACUCCCCCCUGUACACUUGCUGUAAAUAGUUUGGUGAAUAAACCCGGUGAUCCUCGUGUGUCUCCCAGGCUGCUGCUGCUGCUGCUGCUCCCAGGCUCCUCUUGUUGUUGUUUGUGCUCCCUGCAGCUUCACGCCAUCGGGCUCAGGUUUCCAAUGCGCUCGCCGGCGACUGUAAACACAGCUACGAGUGCAUCCACACGGACGGGGGAUGUAAACAGAUCGCCAGAAACGGGUCCUAUUCAGCUGAUUGUGCUCCGUGCGCUCCCUGUGUAAGUUUUACACUCACUUAAGUAUAAGUUUUGCCCUUUAUUUUCCCCCUUUAGAUUGCGUUUUCUAACGGGAAACUGAAGUUUCGACCCAUUUACGCUCCUGCACCAAAAGCCCAUUGGAAAAAACUGGUGUUUUUAGCCUGUGCGAGAACACAGGGGGUACUGGUCCAAGUGCUGCCCCUUGUGGUCAGUCUGUGCCACUUUUGUAAAUCCGAACAAAGGAUUUCAAAUGCCGAAUUAAUAAAAUACCACAAGGGAACUCAGUGGUGGAGGCAGAAGUGGAUCGGCGAACGUCCGUGUGCCUUAAAUGUUAAAACCUUAAAAUUGCUGGUUUUCUCAAUAGGCUUUGGUGCAGCGGGAGUGAGCCGCUCUACAUUUUUUAAGAAAAACCUCACAGAUCGUACAUUAUGAUGUGAGGUUCAAGAGCGUAAUGCUCUUCUUCAUGUUUUGCGUAACCUUUUGCGAAAAAAUAUAACAUUCAAAUAAAUGACCAUUUUGGAGGAUUAUGUGAUGUUGAGGCAACCGAAUUCUAUGAUUUCUGUUCUCUGUUGAUUUCCAGUGGGAUUUUUGUAGUUUUAGGCCAUUUUUGUUUUGCUUAGAAAAGCCACUGCACACCAAUACAAUAUUUAAGGAUAAACGGGCGAACACCGCGUCAAGAAAAGUCUAUAUAAAGUCAUUUAAAGCCACCCGUUCUUUGGGAGCACUUAAUUGAGUUCCCGCUGUCUCCACCGUCGCCGUGUUUGUUGUGAAAUAAAACAUUUCCUUUCCAUAACCCUGUGAAAUGUGCUGACGCUUAGAUCGGUGCAGACGGUAAAUUGAAUCCCAGAGCCGCAGAUGCUCAUGCAAAUGCCUGCCUCUCCUCCUCUCACUGCUGCAUCCAAAUCAAAACCACAUACAUAUAUAAUUCAGUCACUCACUCGACUGAGCGGAGAAGACCGGAGUGUGUUUUGGAGGAGGCCGUUUAUCCACAAUCACGCGGCCUCUGCUCGGAUUUUUUCCUUUUGCUCCUGGACUCCGUUCAGACCCUGCCGCCGUAAACACCGUCCUGACAAACGGGACUGAUUGUGAAUCCCGCCCGCUGGUUAUUUAUUAUUAUUUCCCCUCUUAAGUCGAGCUUCUCUUCUGUAGUGGAACAUUAAUCUCACCUCGGAGAACGACGCAGGAACUCGUGAUGAGCAGGAUUUUGAAGCUGUUUUAUCGCGGCGUUCCUGCUGCGCGCGUUAAUAAUUCAAACUCUGGGCCUGUUGAUGUUCUUCAUCUUGUUGUUGUUGUUGUUGUUGUUGUUGUUUCUUCCUGCUAUGAUUUGUCUUCAAGCCGCAGUGGAAGAAUGUCUGAAAGUGUGUUCUUAUCAUCAUCGGCGGCAAAUAAUAAAAAACCAAAAAACACAAAGUAACACGA
Messenger RNA from Solea solea (common sole), 3277 nucleotides. It is a transcript of the gene itfg2, whose product is annotated as integrin alpha FG-GAP repeat containing 2. Gene Ontology annotation, cellular component: KICSTOR complex. The record is from RefSeq and is a predicted model, not a curated record. Gene Ontology annotation, biological process: regulation of TOR signaling. NCBI's taxonomy places the organism in Eukaryota, Metazoa, Chordata, Actinopteri, Pleuronectiformes, Soleidae. The coding region runs from base 298 to 1599 and encodes 433 amino acids. The transcript has 12 exons.